AUGCCGCGACAGAUCUAUUAUAUUCACGAGAGGCUCAAGAACAAUAGCGAGGACCUGAAGAAGAUUAACGAUGUGAUCGAGGGCCACAUUACUGACGAGGCAUUCGAGCUGGAGUACGCUACCAGGACAACAACAACAUCUACAUCUGGAACGUGGCACCCGAUCCACGAGCGAGGAGACGACGAAGAAGAAGACGGUUACGCCAAGAUGGCCGCACUCGAGUCUCGGCUGGACCGUUCCGUUCGCGCCGUUCGAACGCGAACCCUGCAAUCUCGUGUGUUGUGCCUGCAGGAACUGUGCCGGCUCAGGCUGGUCUCGACGCGUUCGCUGCCCCAGUGGAAAACCCUGACGCAGGGCUUCACCGAGCGCAUCCAGCGCCGUGCCUGCCUCUUCUCGCUCGUCCACUUCAACGGCUGCGGGGUCAACUUCUGUCUGCAGCGAUACUUCUCCGAGUCGGACCACCUGACCUACUGGAUCAGCUGCACGCUGGACAGAAAGCGGUACAUGGCGGUCAGGGCGCCGAACUACAACGCGGACCGGCUGCUGGAGGACGACAACUUGUGGCACUGGGCCUCGCCUCGAACACCCGCACGUCCUCUCAGUGCUGGCAGUGGCGGUGAACGCGCCAGGCGUCCAGGUGUACCUGGUCACCAUGGCACCCGACGACGGUUUAGAGCACUUUACCGGCAUCCUCACCUGUCAGAGAUCUCUGCGUCCACGAGCUCCACCUGUGGAAGUUCCUGCGCCAGCUCUGCUCGGCUCUCAUCUACCUCCGAGAUCAGGGCUUGACCGUGGAGCCGUUCGACUUCUUCAACGUGUACUUGCGCCGCACCGACCUGGUGCUUAACAGCGGGCUCGUAUGGAACCGGCGCCGCUUCGAGAUCACCUCGCUGCCCGGUUCCCUGUGGUCGCGCCUCCUGCGGCCGGACGACGACUUCGCCGCGGUCUACGCGGCCAUCUCGACCACCGAACACGAGGCCACGGCGUUUUCGGUCGCCGUGGUCGUGGCUCAGCUUGUGGCACUCGCCUUCAGCGACGACCCGGCUGAUACGAUCAGUCGUCGACGUACGUCCGCUUCGGGAUGCCUGCAGGCCGUACACCGCAUGUACGGCAUCGAGCUCGUCCUAUCGCCAUGCUCGUACGGCCAGCAGCUUAUGUCCACGCUGGCCGAGAUGUUUCGAACUCCCCAGCCCAACCUGGAGACUAUCCACGACAGGGCCGAUGGGAUGUAUGCGUCCAUGGCGUCCUUGGACGCCCGCUACUGAAG
This is a messenger RNA of Rhipicephalus sanguineus (brown dog tick), 1267 nucleotides long. RefSeq lists its product as uncharacterized. Bases 1 to 789 code for a protein of 262 amino acids. The transcript has 4 exons. Lineage: Eukaryota; Metazoa; Arthropoda; Arachnida; Ixodida; Ixodidae. The record is from RefSeq and is a predicted model, not a curated record.